AUGAAGUUCUUCAAGUCAUUUGCCGUAAGUGCUGCUUAUUUGAUCGCCCUCUCUGGGGCUGUUGAUUCCAACGGUACUGUCGUAACGACUCCUGCUGGCAACGACAACGCCGCGACCUCGAGCCCUGCUAUGACUACUGCUCCAUCGCAACAGGGUUCCCCUAAUGGUCCUACGUCUAGUGUCACUACUGGUGCCAGUAGCAAUGGUACCCAAACUGGUACCACGCCUUUGCCUGCUGGUGACGUUGCUGCAUGCCCUACUGGUUGGUGUCUCGAUUACCAGUUCAAUCCUGGUAACAAUACGUGUAUCACGCCCGAUCCAGUGAAGCUGAUGGACUGUUGGGAAGACUACUGUGCUGAAGAGGAGCCUGGUGGAUACUGUUUGGUGUGGGAGCCCGAUAGUGGUCGUGUUUGCCAUGGUGGUCUGAAGAAGUGCUAUUGCCCGGAUUACCAGACGAAGACGAUGAAGUACUACCCUCCUAGUCAAAUGCCUGAUGGAUGGUCAGCCGCUCAGCAGUGUGUAUAUGAGGGAGCUACUGGCACUACCAAGGCCCCUGCCCCUCCCCCGGUCGUUCCUGCCUCAAAUGGCGUUAGAACCGCAAUUUCGAUUGCAGGGGGUGCUGCUCUCGGAACCCUUGUUAUCGGCAACGUUUUCUGA
Perkinsus marinus ATCC 50983 is the source of this 657-nucleotide messenger RNA. RefSeq lists its product as hypothetical. The transcript has a single exon. NCBI's taxonomy places the organism in Eukaryota, Perkinsozoa, Perkinsida, Perkinsidae. The record is from RefSeq and is a predicted model, not a curated record. The coding region runs from base 1 to 657 and encodes 218 amino acids.